Umbelopsis ramanniana AG is the source of this 2300-nucleotide messenger RNA. RefSeq lists its product as uncharacterized. Gene Ontology annotation, cellular component: cytosol. Gene Ontology annotation, molecular function: magnesium ion binding; phosphoglucomutase activity. Gene Ontology annotation, biological process: carbohydrate metabolic process. Lineage: Eukaryota; Fungi; Mucoromycota; Umbelopsidomycetes; Umbelopsidales; Umbelopsidaceae. The transcript has 3 exons. The record is from RefSeq and is a predicted model, not a curated record. The coding region runs from base 458 to 2134 and encodes 558 amino acids.
UUUUUACGGUGUUGGUGCCGGUUAUGGAAAAUAUUCUUAUUAUGGUUGCUGGCUCUAGAUAAUUCCAUGAUCUAAACCGAUAGUCGUAUCCAUUGUUGACACUAGACUUCGCCGUCGAUUGACUUAAACUAUAGUGGCCAGUUUGUUUGCUUGGGAUAGCCAGCCCAUCGUGGGAGCAUCAAGCAUUUUUGCCAAAGCUAUUGACAGGCUAUAGCAAAUGGUUAUAAAAGCGGGUGAUGGUCAAACUGAACCGAGCACAACUGAUGUGAGAUGAUAACACCAUCAUGGUCGAUCCCUUCCGGCCAGGCAGUUGUCCAGUCCGUCAAGCGUGGUAUGGGCUUACCGGUUGGUCGUGUUUGCAAGCCCCAUUUGAGACUCCGCCAUGGGGGUUUAAACCGUCUGUAGGGAACAAACCUGGCGCUCGUCAUUCUUUUCUCUUUCUUCUUUACUUGCAAACAUGUCUGUUAACGUGAAAACUGUACCUACAACACCAUACGAAGGUCAAAAGCCUGGUACUUCGGGUCUUCGCAAGCGUGUCAAGGUCUUCCAACAAGAAAACUACACUGAAAACUUCGUGCAGGCUACACUUCAAGCUAUCCCCGAACCUGGUGGUGCGAAAGGUGCAACGCUCGUCAUUGGAGGCGACGGACGUUACUACAUUCCUGAGGCACUUCAAAUCAUCGCCAAGUUGAGUGCUGGUGCUGGUGUCUCCAAAUUGAUUGUCGGACAAAAUGGUAUUCUCUCCACGCCAGCUGCUUCCAACUUGAUUCGAAAGUUUAAGGCCACUGGAGGUAUUCUCUUGACUGCCUCUCACAACCCUGGAGGUCCUAACAAUGAUUUUGGUAUCAAAUACAAUGUCUCCAAUGGAGGUCCUGCUCCUGAGAGCGUCACUAACAAGAUCUAUGAAAUCACGAAGACCAUCAAGGAAUUGUAUAUUGCUGAUAUACCAAAGGUCGACUUUACUACCAUUGGAUCCACCAAAGUGGGUGAUAUGACCAUUGACGUCAUCGAUAGCACUGAAGACUAUGUCCAGUUGAUGAAGUCCAUUUUUGACUUUGAUGCUCUUCGCGAGUUCUUCAAGUCCAACCCCAACUAUCGUAUUCUAUUCGAUGGUAUGAACGGUGUCACUGGCCCAUAUGGAUACCAUCUUUUCGUUAAGGAACUUGGAUUGCCUGAAUCCAGCGUCAUGAACUUCAAACCCCUUGCCGACUUUGGUGGCGGUCAUCCUGAUCCCAACUUGACCUAUGCUCAUGACCUCGUUGAACGUGUUGAGAAGGAAGGCAUUGAUUUUGGUGCUGCUUCCGAUGGUGAUGGUGAUCGUAACAUGAUCAUUGGAAAAGGUGCUUUCGUUACUCCCAGUGAUAGUGUUGCCAUCAUUGCCCACUAUGCCAAGGCUGCUAUUCCCUACUUCCAAAAGAACGGUGUCAACGGAUUGGCAAGAAGCAUGCCCACCUCGCAAGCUAUCGAUUUGGUAGCCAAGCAGCAAGGCUUGGAACACUUUGAAGUUCCUACCGGCUGGAAGUUCUUUGGUAACCUCAUGGAUGCUGGUCGAUGCUCUAUCUGUGGUGAGGAAUCCUUCGGUACCGGCUCUGAUCACAUUAGAGAAAAGGAUGGUCUCUGGGCUGUUAUCGCAUGGUUGAGCAUCAUCGCCUAUGCCAACAAGCAGAAAUUGGCAACCAGUGUCCACGACAUUUUGCAGCUCCACUACAAGCAGUACGGACGCAACUUCUUCUCCAGAUACGAUUACGAAGAGGUUGAGUCAAAGGGAGCUAAUGAGAUGGUCGAACGCCUUCAGGGACAGAUCAAGUCUGGAGAACUUAAGGGCAAGACUUUUGGUAACUUCAAGAUUGCCUUCGUCGACGACUUCGAGUACAAUGAUCCCAUCGACAAGAGUGUCUCUAGCAACCAAGGUGUCCGUAUUGUGUUCGAGGACGGCUCUCGUGUCAUCAUCCGUCUGUCUGGCACUGGAUCUCAAGGCGCCACUGUUCGCCUUUAUGUCGAAAAGUACUCUAAUAAUGCCGCCGAAUACGACGCCGAUACUCAAAAGGCUCUCAAGCCUUUGAUUGACCAGGCCUUGGCCAUCUCUCAACUCAAGGAGUUCACUGGUCGUGACACCCCUACCGUCAUCACAUAAACUUCUCGCAUCAUCAAACAAAUGAACCAAAGACAUUGUUCUCACUAGUCCUCAUAUCUAUGAUCCAUUUUUUUUUUUUUCGCUUUGGUACCUGUAAAGGGUGUGGACGGUACUCCAUGCCACAUGGAAAAUAAACAACAAAAAAUGGGUUUAUACAUAAUGUACA